GAGGAGGAGGGUCUGGGCUCUGGAGGAAGGCACACAAAACGUAAACAAUCCUGAAAGUUCAAAUCCCGGGUAACUAAAUGGUUAAACGCGUCACUUCUAUUUAGUUUCCCAGCACAGGGCGAGUGUCUUUUCGAAUCACUGACCGAAAAAAACAACCGGAGUAAAAAGUUAACAAAGCGUUGAGAGCACUCGGAGAAGACGCCAAAAUGUCGACUUUUCCUCACCAUCAGGGGACCGGGCGGGAGUAUCCAGAUGCGGCCCCGGGACGGAGAUCACCGGACCGGGAGCCAUCAUCAGGGACAGACCCUCCAGGGACAUUCAGAGACAACUCUUUCUCUCAGAUGAACAAAAUGCCCGCUCGGGAUUCAGACAAGCGCAAAACAACCAGCGAGCCGACGCAAAUUCAUCUCCAGCCCUACUUGCUUCGGCCCCGCAUGUCGCCGGAGCGCAUGUCGGUGUACAGCAGCGGAGCUCGGCCCAUCCUCACCCACUCCUACAUCCAAGGACGUGUCUAUAACUUUCUGGAAAGACCGUCCGGCUGGAAAUGCCUCUUUUAUCACGGCACUGUGUUCCUGAUAGUUCUUGCUUGCCUGAUUCUCAGUGUCCUCUCAACCAUGGCCGAGUACCACACCCUGACUUACAGGAGUCUCUACUGGGUGGAAAUUUUCCUUGUGGUCUUCUUUGGUGUGGAAUACAUUGUCCGGCUCUGGUCAGCAGGUUGCCGCAGUAAAUAUGUCGGCUUCUGGGGCCGACUACGAUUUGCUAGGAAGCCAAUAUCUCUUAUAGAUUUGAUUGUUGUGGUUGCUUCCAUACUCGUGCUAGCAUUUGGUUCCAAAGGACAGGUGUUUGCCACCUCUGCAAUGAGAGGGAUUCGCUUUCUGCAGAUCGUACGAAUGCUCCAUGUAGACCGCCAGGGGGGAACAUGGCGUCUUCUGGGUUCUGUUGUCUACAUGCAUCGCCAGGAGCUGAUCACAACCUUAUAUAUUGGCUUUCUAAGCCUGGUCUUCGCUUCCUACAUUCUCUACCUGGCAGAAAAAGAGAACGGCCACUUCGACAGCUAUGCUGACGCCCUGUGGUGGGGUGUGAUAACAGUAACAACCGUCGGCUAUGGCGACAUCAUCCCUGUAACAUGGCUUGGAAGGACCAUUGCGUCGUUUUUCUCUGUCUUCGCCAUACCCUUCUUUGCACUUCCUGCGGGAAUUUUAGGCUCAGGCUUGGCACUGAAAGUACAGCAGAAACAAAGACAGAAACAUUUCAACCGACAAAUUCCUGCUGCUGCAAGUCUUAUUCAGACAACAUGGAGAUGUUUUGCAGUGGCAAACAGUGAUUGUGCCACAUUUAAGAUGUUUUUGAAAAAGAAAUCCAGCUCCCAGAACUCAUCACUGUCAACCACAAAGCUUAAGUCAACGGUGAGGAUGAGAAAGAAGCAGAAGAGCAUCAACGAAGACAGGAAUCCAAAUUUUCUUGGAGCUCCGAGCAAUACCUGUGACGCUGUUUACGAAAAUAGGAGGUACCUGGACUCUAAUGCGUACAGCACUGUGGAUAUAGAUCAGCAGCCAUCUUUGACGUCUUUUUCUUCGCUGCCGUUGAACUCACCACCAGCAGAGAAAAGAAGUCCCGAUCUUCAGGAUGUCGAUUCUCCCAGUGGCCUGCAGAAAAACUGCUGUUUUGCAGACGACCUGGAACAGGAGUCAGAGCGAGACUGUGGUCUGGAUGCGGCUACUUCUGUGUCACAACUAACUGAGUCUCACAGACGAGCCAUCCGUGUGAUCCAGAGGAUGUGCUAUUAUGUGGCCAGGACAAAGUUUCAGCAAGCUCGUAAGCCAUAUGAUGUCCGGGAUGUCAUUGAGCAAUACUCCCAGGGUCACCUCAACCUCAUGGUGCGGAUCAAGGAAGUCCAGAGAAGACUGGACCAGUCAUUAGGGAAGAUUACAAUGUUCCAGACAGGAGCAGACGGUGCCAGAGACAGGGGAAACAACUCCAUUGGAACCCGUCUCAGCAGGAUGGAGGACAAGAUGACAAACAUGGAUCUGAUGCUGAAGCGCAUUGCGAACUCCCUGACUUCUUUGCUGGACCAGAGGGACGCCAGUGGGGUUGAAGGUGGCGGUAGUCUGAGGCUACAGACGACCAAUGUCUUACACAACCAGGAUAGCCUGCCAAGCUAUGAGCAGCUGACUUUGUCGCCAAGUUGUCCAAUCACAAUGUCUGGCACAUCAGAGGAUAGCAACUAAUAUCUAAGUAUCAAUCUAAUCCAUCAGCGGGCCUUCUGCUCUCUUUAGAGGACAGUUAAAAAAUAUACAGUAAUAGUCAAAAGUGUACAUACACUUGCAAAGAACAUAAUGUCAUGGCUGUCUUCAGUUUCCAAUAAUUUCUACAACUCUUAUUUUUUGUGAUAGAGUGAUUGGAGCACAUACUUGUUGGUCACAAAAAAUAUUCAUGAAGUUUGGUUCUUUUAUGAAUUUAUUAUGGGUCUACUGAAAAUGUGACCAAAUCUGCUGGGUUAAAAGUAUACAUACAGCAAUGUUAAUAUUUGGUUACAUGUCCCUUGGCAAGUUUCACUGCAAUAAGAAGCUUUUGGUAGCCAUCCACAAGCUUCUGGCAAGCUUCUGGUUGAAUGUUUUGACCACUCCUCUUGACAAAAUUGGUGCAGUUCAGCUAAAUGUUGGACUUGUUUCUUUGGCAUUGUCCACACGUUUAAGUCAGAACUUUGGGAAGGCCAUUCUAAAACCUUAAUUCUAGCCUGAUGUAGCCAUUCCUUUACCAUUUUUGACGUGUGUUGGGGGUCAUUGUCCUGUUGGAACACCCAACUGCGCCCAAGACCCAACCUCCGGGCUGAUGAUUUUAGGUUGUCCUGAAGAAUUUGGAGGUAACCCUCCUUUUUCAUUGUUCCAAUUUUGUUUCAUCUGACCACAGAACUUUCCUCCAGAAGGUCUUAUCUUUGUCCAUGUGAUGUCAGAUGAAAAAAAAAUUGAGCUGUUUGACCACAAUACACAGCAAUAUGUUCGGAGGAGAAAAUCCCAGGAACACCAGGCCUACCGUCAAGCAUGGCGGUGGUAGUAUUAUGCUCUGGGCCUGUUUUGCUGCCAAUGGAACUGGUGCUUUACAGAGAGUAAAUGAGACAAUUUACUACAGAAAUUAUUGGAAAACUCAAGACAGCCAUGACAUUAUGUCCUUCACAAGUGUAUGUAAACUUUUGACCACGACUGUAUAUAUUACUUUUUGUUUACAGACAUAUAAUAUACAUUGAUCUAAAACAUAAAGUAUAUAUUCAAUAUACACCAGACAGAAUAUACCUAAACAAUCAGGCUAAAUCUAAAGAUUAUAACUACAAAUUCUAAAUAAUUAUGUUUUGAUUAACAGAAAGAUGACUAACAAAACCUAACCUAGUCGUGCUGAGAGUUCUAGUAUAAAAAGACCUCUCACUGUAAGCACAUGUACUCUGUAUUGUCAAACUACAAAUGCAUAUUCCCACUGGGCAGCUGUGUGCUUAGCUGAAAUACCAAUAAAGGAAAUUAAUUGUGGACAAUUUAACACACAAGUACAGUGGUAACUCGGUUUUAGUUAGAAAGCCGUUCCAAAAGGAAGAUCAAACCGUACAAAAACCGUAAAGAAAACAUUUCUCAUGAGAAAUAGUGCAAGUUUAAUUCACCCGUUCCAAACACCCAAAAAUAUUAACACAAACAGAUUUUAUAGAGAGUAAUUAUAGUUUUACAUGCAGACAACAGUGUAAAAUACAGAUGCUGUGUUUUACGGACCUUAAGGCGCACCGGAUUAUAAGGCGCACUGCCAUUUUAGCUUGGUCGACCACUAUUGGUUUUCACUUGCGGGACGAAAUCACAUGUCGGAUUACCAGCUAUAUGAUUUUUGUAUUGAUUAGUGGCCGUGAUCUGGCCAUUCCAGACGUCUGCGGUAGAUUCCAAGUAGAUUGCGAUGUAACAAAAAAGGUGCUUGGAUUUGUGCGUGCGAACACUUUCAUACAUCUGAAUGUUUUACUGGCGUACAGCAUUUUCUGGAUUUGAUCGCACAUCCGUAUUUAGUAGGAAAGCCACGCAACUCUUUGUACAUGAGGCCCUGGAGAGGAUUGUUUUUCAUGAAAUGAAAAAUACUGAUAAGUACAGCAAUGGUUGGGGGCGCACAAAGAGGAGGGUAAAAUACGGUUGUUACCUUACUCUGUAAAACGCAGGCUUGACAAGUGUGAAUUAUUUGGCCAGUGAAUUCCCUCCUGUGUUUUGGGAUUGUUCCACCUGGGAUCAGAUGAUGUUGUCUUUUUUCCAAGUGCCUCGUUUUCGAAAGCACUUUUUUAUUUUAAUAUUAAAACAUGUAUUACUAUUACAUGCUGUAAUCACUAUAUGAACUCCAUGGUAUUUGUAUUGAUGUAUUCAUUAUUAGCAAUAAAAGGUUUAUCAAAUCUCUCCAUGGUACUUAUCAUGCUUUUAGCAAAUACUGUUG
Entelurus aequoreus (snake pipefish) is the source of this 4449-nucleotide messenger RNA. RefSeq names its product potassium voltage-gated channel, KQT-like subfamily, member 1.1 (gene kcnq1.1). The transcript has 17 exons. Gene Ontology annotation, cellular component: membrane. Gene Ontology annotation, molecular function: voltage-gated potassium channel activity. The coding region runs from base 207 to 2231 and encodes 674 amino acids. The record is from RefSeq and is a predicted model, not a curated record. Gene Ontology annotation, biological process: potassium ion transport; transmembrane transport. Lineage: Eukaryota; Metazoa; Chordata; Actinopteri; Syngnathiformes; Syngnathidae.